Molecule: messenger RNA, 5553 nt
Organism: Trichoplusia ni (cabbage looper)
Lineage: Eukaryota; Metazoa; Arthropoda; Insecta; Lepidoptera; Noctuidae
Gene: pbl
Product: protein ECT2
Exons: 20
Coding region: 244-4527 (1427 amino acids)
Biological process (GO): regulation of cytokinesis, actomyosin contractile ring assembly; nervous system development; intracellular signal transduction
Cellular component (GO): cell cortex; nucleus
Molecular function (GO): GTPase activator activity; guanyl-nucleotide exchange factor activity
Source: RefSeq, a predicted model, not a curated record
GAGUGUAAAGCCAAGCUUUUUUAGUGUCUGUCUUGUUUAUGGUUUGUCUGACGGACUUCAAUUUGGUUCGUAAGAAUCGCUACUGAGUUUUCGGAAAUGUGUUUGAAAUGGAUAAAACUUAUUAUUUUCAAAAAAGACUGAGUUUUGCAUAAGGUGAAUUAUAGUACAAUAUGUGUCUGUUUAGGUGAUUAUAAUUGGUGUUGUGAUUUUAAUGAUUGAUGUAACGAACCAGUGUACGGCAAGAUGGACGAAUUGUCUAAGGGCAUGACACAAACAGGAAACACCGCUACAACUGACAAAAUUCAAGAAAAUGACGAUGGCUCGUCGACUCCGGUAGUGUACGUGAAUGAAACAUGUUUGGAGUGCGAGAGGGUCCGCGCGGCUUGCGAGCGGCUGGGCACGGUGGCGGUCGCUCCAAGUCCAGAAGCACUGCCGCCGUCUCAGCAGUCUCCUGCCCCUCCUUCCUACCUCAUCACCUCGCCUUUUGACGGUGAUCUCUUUGACACUGCACAUAGAGCCAAAUACAGGGUGCUGGGUCCAACGGCUGUAUUACAGCUAUCGGAGCGCGAUGAGCCGCCGCCGGCGAGCGCUCGCCCGCUCUACUCGCUGGCGAUGCGCGGUGCAGUCAUAUGUUUCUCGGGAUUCCGAAAAAAGGAUGAACUUACGUACCUGAUAACACUGAUACACUACAUGGGCGGGUCGAUCCGCAAGGACAUGUCAAGUAAAGUGACGCACCUGAUCGCGGCGGCGGCGACGGGUGACAAGUAUCGCUACGCGUCCGGCUUCGGCCUGCCCGUGCUGGCGCGCUCCUGGGUGGACGCCUGCUGGGAGCGCCGAGACGACCCCGCCUGCCUCGCCACCAAUGAUGACGUCAUUAAAGAACAUAAAUUAAAAGUGUUCGCGGGCGCGCGCGUGUGCUUCGUGGGGUUCCCUGAAGAUGAGACCCAACACAUGGCCGAGGUGCUCGCCAGCAACGGCGGCGGCACCUGCCAGCUCGACGACCCUGACUGCACACAUGUUGUAAUGGCCAAUGGGGAGACUUUCGGUCGUUCGCUUAUCCUAUCACCCCAUCCCAGUACUCCCAACUCUGCGAAACCAUCCCGAGCCACUCCCAAUCGGUCCCAGUCCACUCCCAAGAGCUCACUAUACCGCAGACUUUCGGCACGGUUGUCGGGGCGCCGCGCUAGUCCUACGAAACAUAACAGCGAUGUUAACGCGGACUUGUCCUACGAUGAAAGAGAACAACGUUUGCAACUCGCACGAAACAGUAUUAGAGACAAACAAGCCAAAGUUGUUUGCAAAGAUGAAACCGAUAAUAUCAGUAUUAGUUACGUAGGAAAGUCAUUUACGGACGAUUUGUGUUAUGACACCACUAAAAGUCCUUUACACGUUGAACGUGUGGAAUUGCGCAAAUAUAACACGUGCAAUAAAGAAAAUAAAAAUAUAACCCAGCUUGUCCACGGAUCGGAUAGGGUUAAUUCUAAAGAUAAAAGAGAAGUAUUUAGGAAUAAGUCUAUGAACGUAUUUAAUUUAGUCGACUGUCUCACCGAAGCGGGAUCGUUGCAUUCAUCUCUUACAAAGAGUUUAUGUGAUCUCGAUUCUAAAGAUGAUCCAGUAUUUCUUCUGGCCAGUUCGACUGCUGGUAAAGAAUUACAACAAUCGAAUACAACUAUAUCGUCGGGAAAGAAAAGGAGUCGAAAUUCAACUGACUCUAAUUUUCAAGUAAGUACAGUUGACGCAAAUUUGUCGCCCGAUAAAUGCGAGGAAAGCAACUGGAAAUCUAUAAAAAGAUUGAAAAUAAAGGAUUCCUUUAAGUUUAAAAAUAGACCGACUAUAUUCAAAAGAACAAAAAAAGAUUCGGUAUCUAAAACUACAGGUGAGAUAGUAGUAGAACCCGUGAGUCCAGAGAGCGUCAAGCCAACUGAUCCCGCUGGAGAGUUCGUAGCUUCGACGUCGUCCCCCAUCAAAGAAGACGAUAACACAUCUAUUUGCUCAAUGAACACAAGUAAACAAUCGGGGUUCUUCGAUAUAUCUUUCGCUUCUAUCAGAAGUUCGAAAACUGUUAAAUCAGCCUCAAAAUUAAGAAGGAGCGUAAAAUCGUUCACGGCUUCUUUCCGAAGCGAAAGGAAAAAAAAGUAUGAAAAGCGAGCUGAACGCAAUACUGUAGAGGUGGACGCAAACCAUUUGCCUUCGGAUCUGAAGAACGUUUCCACGCCAAAUAGAGAAUUCGAUGGAAUGAACUUGGAUAUAUCUCCCGUUCAAGUAGACACCGUUGAUAGUACUGAUCUUGCAACUCCGUGUAGAGACAGACGGUUUGAUGUAGAUGAGCUAGACGAUUCAGCCUUAUUUAAGACGCCUCAGAGCGUAUGGCUGCGCACGCACCGGCACUCGAUCAGCGGCAGCGCAGAGUUGCGCGGCCCCGCGGCGUCGCCCCGCCCCUGCCGCGCCCCGCCCGCUCCCCGCCCCGCCCCCGCCCGCGACCAGCCGCCGCCCGCCUCGACGCCCCCCAUCCGUGACGCCCACGCCAUAUCGCAAUGCCAUGGAAUAUCGCUGCCGGUUGUUGACGAGCACAAUACAGUAGUUGCCCCAGAUUGUUCGACGAGGGUACAUGUCGUGAAGGCUGAGUGGUUUUGGGCCUCCGUACAAAAUGAGGAGGCGCAAGAUGAGCGAGAUUACUUAUUCAAAGACUACCUCGACGAGGUGUCGCGGCGCUCGUCAGUGGGCGGCGUGGGCGUGGGCGCGGGGCAGGGCGCGGGCGCGGACGAGGCGGGCGCGGCGCCGGCCGAGGGCACGCCCUCGCACCUGCAGCGCCUGCGCAAGCGCAAGCUGCGCGGCGGCGACUCCGCGCUGCACAAGCGCCGCUCCAGCGUGGGCGACGCCGUGCUGCUCAGCCUGUCCGGCAACCUGCUCGACUGCACGCCCUCGCCCGACGGCAAGCAGCUGCUCGAGGAAUCUGAGGUCCCUGACACAGUAGUCAGAAAAUUGUUGUCGCCGCGACAGCAAGUAUUUAUGGAGUUACUUCAAACGGAAUCAAACUAUGUCGGAAUAUUACAUACGAUAGUCACGAUGUUCAAGCAACCGUUGGAAGAGAUGGCCGAGGACGACAACAGUAAUGGCAAAAAUCAAGCAUUGCUCAAUAAUACUGAACUCAAAAUUAUUUUUGGAAACUUACCGCCUAUUUAUGAAUUACAUCAGCGAAUGUUAGAAGAGCUGCGCUAUGCUCAAACCCACUGGAGCGAGGAGACGAGUAUCGGGCGGCUGGUGCUGCGCUACACGCCCGACAUGGUGAAGGCCUACCCGCCAUUCGUGAACUUCUUCGAAAAUACCAAGGAGAUGCUGCAAUCGUGCGAUCGUGAGAACCCAAGAUUUCAUGCAUUCCUGAAAAUCUGUCAAACAAAGCCAGAGUGUGGCAGACAAAGUUUACAGGAGCUACUAAUAAGACCAGUGCAGCGAUUACCUAGUAUAAGUUUAUUACUUGACGAUAUCUUAAAGCACACGCACAAGAACAACCCCGACCACGGCGCGCUGGUGCAGGCGCUGGCGGGGCUGCGCGAGGUCAUGUCGCACAUCAACGAGGACAAGCGCAAGACCGAGGGCCAGCUGCAGAUGUUCGACAUCUACAACGACAUCGACCAGUGCCCCGCCCACUUAGUGUCGUCGCACCGAUCAUUCGUGUCGCGCUGCGAAGUGGUGGAGCUCUCCAAGGAGCUGUCCGGCCGCGGCGACCACCUCGUGCUUUUCCUAUUUACUGACACUAUGGAAGUCUGUAAAAAACGAUCCAAGGCUUUUAACAGUAAAAGCCCAACGAACGGCACAGGCACCAUGCGAAUAGGUUCCAGCAAGCCUUACAGGCAUAUAUCACUCAUGCCUCUCAGCACAGUCAAGCGCGUCGUAGAUAUAAGGGAAGCUGAAGACUGUCACAACGUAUUCGCGUUGAUGUGCCGCAACAACCAGGAGUUGAAAGAGAAGCUGUACUCGUUUAUGAUCACAGACGAAACCGUCGACAAGUCUUACUUCCUUCGACAACUUUGCAGACAGAUGGCCAACACCGUCUGUAAAGCUGAUGCUGACAAAUUCCUGGCGUGUCUAGAGUCGCACCAACUCGAUAUCGAUACCAGCGAACUGGCGCUCAGCACGCUAUCCAAAAUGUCCAAGUUUGCCGCACGCACCAGGAUCAAGCUGGAGGCGCUGGCGGGGCUGGCGGGCCUGCUGCGGCCCGAGCCGGGCUCCGGGCUGCUAGACACAUGGGUAUUGCGCGCUCACUUACUCGCACAGGUGGGCCGCGCGUUAUCGUUUAACAAGACGCCGUCAAAGCUAAAGCGGGCGAUGUCGUCGAUGAUCUCGCCGUUCGGCUCCACCUCCAACCUGACGCCGGCCUCGCAGCUAGCACAGAUGAGGCUCGCCAGUUGCAAUAAUAUAAAUGAGCUGGGCGCGGGCGGCGCGGGCGCGGGCGAGGUGCUGGUGGCGCCGCUGUCGGUGCAGCCGACGCGCAAGGCCGCGCCCGGCGCCGCGCUGCGCCGCUUCUGACGCCGCGCCGCGCGCGCGCGCUAGUCUUGCUCCCUCACCAGACGCCAGCUUACGUCUUGUCGGUCCGAUCUAUAAAUUCGUUGCUACGCAAGAAUUUUGCCGAAUAUGCUAAUCGUAGCGUGUACUAGUCUGCUGCCGGUGAACUCCACUUUUUCAGUGAAUCUUGUAGAUCUAUGAACUUGUUAACUACGUUCGUUUAUAAACUUUGGUCCAUCUGUGGCUUAGCCAACUUGCUGAAAGUGCCUCACAUCAACAAAUCAAUACUUUGAUUAUAAAUAUUGAAUGGAGAGAAAUGAAUGCAAGUCUUGCCUCUGGAACUCAUUAUCUAACUUCCAUUAUACGAUUUCAAUAGUUAAUACGUAACUUAGCUAUUUUUUGCACAACUUGUUUGUUAUUUAUAAACAAUAUACAGAAUUUUAGAUAUAUUGAUUUGUUGAUUAGUGAUCAAUUUUAUGAGUAUACUGUGAAUAUAAUAUAUGGCCAUAAUGUAUGAAUUUAUCUACGAUAUUAUUAUAUACGAUGCAAUCGUUGGCCUAAGUUUAGCUAACUUACGAAUUUAUUCAUCUGUCAACAUGUCACAGAAACAUUGCUGAUAUUAUUGAGAUUUAGUUUUGAAAAUAAUUUGUACAUAUGUGAUAUUUUAAAUAUAUUGUGAAAAUAGAUCAUAGCAAACACUAGAUCAUAGUAGAAUACCCAUGAUAUCAAACUGAUGCGGAUUCGAAGUGUUCCCAAUACAGUGCGUUAUUAUUUUGUAAUGGACAAUGAAUUACUUCGACCUUUGAAUUCUUCAGGAUGGGUAGAUAGGUGUUGUGUAAAUAGUGUACGGAAACAUGAGCAACUUAUGCUACUAGGCGCCCUCGAAUGUAUCUUUUUAUUUUAACUGUAUUAAUUCGCGUCUGUAAGUUUUAUGAGUCUCACUUAGGCUAAUGUCAUCAAUCAUGUGUACACAUGUUGCUACAUUGUACAAAAGAACAAUAUUUAUAAAUAUUUUGAAUGAUUGAUAAAAUAAACAUUUAUUUUCAAUCA